This is a messenger RNA of Malus domestica (apple), 2011 nucleotides long. RefSeq names its product sulfoquinovosyl transferase SQD2. Gene Ontology annotation, cellular component: chloroplast envelope. Gene Ontology annotation, biological process: sulfolipid biosynthetic process; glycolipid biosynthetic process. NCBI's taxonomy places the organism in Eukaryota, Viridiplantae, Streptophyta, Magnoliopsida, Rosales, Rosaceae. Gene Ontology annotation, molecular function: UDP-sulfoquinovose:DAG sulfoquinovosyltransferase activity. The record is from RefSeq and is a predicted model, not a curated record.
UCCCAAAGAAUAUCCAUUGCCAAAGGUCCUUCAAGGUCAUCUAGAUUCCUAGCAAAUAAUUCAUCUUAUCCUCCACAUGAACCCAAAUUUUAUGAUAUUCCUUAAUCCCAACGGAAUAUUUCCCACAAAUUUGGUAACAAAAACCCUCUUCCAUUCCAACUUCUACUUCCUUUUAUAUUACAAUUUACAUUAUACUCAUCAUGUUGACCUCCUCUCCUGCUUCUCUCUCUAUAAAUCCCUCUCUCUCUCCUCCCUCCUUUUCGGCAUCCACCACCCAAUCAUCUGCCUUUUGUCCUCCCCUCAGAUUCCCAGGCGGCCAAUCCUCGCGAACAAAACCCAGUAGCCUUUGGACUCAAGGUGUUCGAUUGUGUGCCUCCGAGAGACCAAAAAGUAGAAAACUUGAGCUUAAAGCCAGCGACAUGACAAUUACAGAGGUCGAGAUAGAGGAAAAGGAAGUGGAAGAGGGUCCUCCUCCAUAUGUUGAGUCGGAGAUUAAUUCCAGACCUCGUCGCAUUGCUCUCUUUGUUGAGCCUUCUCCCUUUGCAUAUGUGUCAGGUUAUAAAAAUCGGUUCCAGAAUUUCAUUAGAUACUUGCGUGAAAUGGGGGAUGAGGUGAUGGUUGUGACAACCCACGAAGGAGUCCCUGACGAAUUUUAUGGAGCAAAAUUGAUUGGAUCCCGAAGCUUUCCCUGCCCCUUGUAUCAAAAGGUGCCCCUUUCCCUUGCACUUAGUCCUAGAAUAAUUUCGGAGGUUGCUCAGUUCAAGCCUGACAUUAUACAUGCAUCCUCGCCUGGAAUUAUGGUUUUUGGCGCGCUCAUUAUCGCUAAGUUGUUAUCUGUCCCCAUAGUGAUGUCGUAUCACACUCAUGUGCCAGUAUAUAUCCCGAGAUACACCUUCAGUUGGCUGGUGAAACCCAUGUGGUUGGUCAUAAAAUUUCUGCACAGAGCUGCUGAUCUCACACUAGUGCCAUCAGCUGCAAUCAGUAAGGAUCUCCUAGAAGCUGGGGUGGCCGCAGCUAAUACAAUCCGUCUUUGGAAUAAAGGUGUUGAUUCUGAAAGCUUCAAUCCCCGCUUCCGUUCUCAUGAAAUGCGCAUAAGACUGAGCAAUGGCGAACCUGAGAAACCUUUAAUUGUUCAUGUUGGAAGACUUGGAGUGGAGAAGAGUUUGGAUUUUCUGAAAAGUGUCAUGGAUCGGCUUCCCGAAGCACGAAUUGCUUUCAUUGGAGAUGGACCAUACAGGGAGGAUCUGGAAAAACUGUUUGAAGGCAUGCCCGCGGUAUUUACAGGAAUGUUAGGAGGUGAAGAGCUCUCUCAGGCAUAUGCCAGUGGUGACGUUUUUGUGAUGCCUUCAGAAUCAGAGACACUAGGGCUUGUUGUAUUGGAGGCUAUGUCUUCAGGUAUCCCUGUGGUGGGAGCUCGUGCUGGUGGAAUCCCAGAUAUAAUUCCGGCAGAUCAGGAGGGGAAAACUGGCUUUCUCUACGAUUACAAUGACCUUGAUGACUGCUUAAGUAAGUUGCAGCCCCUGCUGGAGAACAAGGAAUUAAGGGAAACAAUUGGCAGGGCAGCGCGUGAGGAAAUGGAGAAGUACGAUUAAGCAGCCACGCGAGUAAUUCGAAAUGAGCAAUACAGUGACGCCAUUUGGUUCUGGAGGAAGAAGAGAGCGCAAUUUCUGAGACCGUUGCAGUGGUUCAUGAAGCGCAUCUUUCCUCCAACCACACCAGAAAUCAAGUACAGGUGAUUUCAGAUCCUACGACGUUCAGCACAGGUAACUAGUUAUUUGUAAACUUGCUUUGCGCUUUCAAAAGAAGUUAUUGGUGGAUUGUACUUGGGAUAAUUGUAAAUUAUUUGUUGUACAUAUUGGACGGUAGACAAUGUCAGUUGUGUCGUCUCCUGCUAAUUUUCGUAUGUUCACGAAAGUGCAUUCGAACCCGUCUUUGCGACAUCUUACCAAGAAAUUUGUAAUUUUACUGCACAACCAAAUGGGAAAUGAGAGAUCUGUGUGCAUGUUUUCUG